UUGUCCACAUGUGCAGAAAAACGAGAAAUAGAGGUUUCUGUGAUUGUUGAAAAUGUUUCGAAGGAUGUUGAUCGAAAACAACAAAACAGGUGUAAUAAAUUGUCAACUAUACUUAAAUUGCCUGGUUCAAUAGACUAUGAUAGUAUUGAAAAUUUGAAUAGCGAUGACGAGAUAACUGAAGACAGAACUCGUGAUAAUUUACAGGAUAUUUCAAAAUCACCUGAUGCCAAUAAUUAUAAUAAUAUCGAAGAUGUUAGUGACAACGGGGAUGAUAAGGAUUAUAGUCCUUCUAAUGACAAUUCAAGCGAUUCGGAAGGAUCUGAUAAUUAUUCAUUAGAGGUUUGCAUAGACGAGGAACAGGAAUUAGAAGAUGAAAAUGAAGAUACAGAAAACGAAACUUUAGACGCAGAAGAGGCAUUGCCCGACCGCCAAACUAACAAGAACGAUGACGAUGAGUGGGAAGACAUAUUGGAGAGUCCCGUAAAUUUUGAUGAAUUUGUUGGGGAAAAUACUUACAAUAUACCGCCGUUUGUAAAAUCACCUGAAGAUGUAUAUAAGUUAUUUGUAACAGAUGAGAUGAUCAAUAAAAUGACAUUGGAGACAAACAAUUAUGCACAAAACUAUUUACGAACAAACCAACAAAAUAUAAAACGUAAAUCACGUAUGAAAGAGUGGACUAAUACUAGUUUUCAGGAAAUGAAAACAUUUCUGGCAGUUGUGAUGGCAAUGGGUUUAUGUAAAGUACCUCAUAUAAAUUUGUAUUGGAGCAAGAACAAAUUAUACAGAAACGAAUUUAUACGUUCAGCAAUGACAAGAGACAGAUUUUUACUCCUAUUAAAAUGCUGGCAUGUCAGUGAUGUCUCAAAUGAUGAUAAAACUGACAAACUACAUAAAAUCAGAGAUAUGCUUUCGAUGAUCACUGACAAAUUUCAGAAUAUAUUAAACCCCGGAAAAUAUGUAGUAAUUGAUGAGACAAUGAUACCCUGGAGAGGGCGAUUAGGUUUCCGUCAGUAUAUAAAAAACAAAUCUCACCGAUAUGGCGUUAAGCUGUACAAACUUUGCACCCCCGAAGGUUAUACCUACCAAAUAGAGAUUUAUACAGGUAAAAAAGAUCAGAAGCGAGAAGUCGAUCACAGUCAGAAAGUAGUAUUAAAAUUGAUGAACAAUUUGACAGAAGAGGGAAGAAUCGUAAUAGUAGAUAAUUUCUAUACUUCGUUGAGUCUGGCAGAAAAACUCCUAUCACAAAAAACUUUUCUAUGUGGAACUUUAAACAUAAGAAGAAAAUAUUUGCCAAAGAAAGUUAUUAAUGCGAAAAUAAAAAAGGGCCAGAUUAUUGGAAAAAUGAACAAAAAGGGCGUGAAAAUAUUGCACUGGGUAGAUAAAAGAAAAGUUUUAAUGUUGACUACGUGCAAAGAUCAUGACGAUAAACUAAUAGAUACUGGGAAAAAGAAGAGAGGCACUAACGAAAGUAUUAAAAAACCCGGAUGUGUUAUAAUGUACAAUGAAACAAAAAAGGGAAUUGACUACAGUGAUCAAAUGUCUUCGUAUUAUACAACAUUAAAGAAAGGAAUUAAAUGGUGGAGGAAAGUAAUAAUGGAGCUAAUAUUUGGUACAGCCCUUAUUAACGCCUGGAUUGUGUAUAAUUCAAUUAAUGAUGAUAGAAAUAAAAUGCCAAAGAGACUAUUUGUGGAACAAGUUAUUGAAGCUUUUACAAAGAAAGACUUGGACGUGGAUACAGAAGCCACUGCAAACAAUGCACAUCAUCUCGAAAAGGGAUCAAAGAAGAGGAGAUGUGUAGGAUGUUACGAUAAACUCCGCGCCUUCUUGACAAGUCGUGAGGCUGACAAGAAAGUGAAGAAAAUUCUCACAGAAUGCACUAGUUGCAAAAAAUAUUAUUGCUUGACGUGUUUUAAUGAAAAACAUCCAUAA
Molecule: messenger RNA, 1929 nt
Organism: Parnassius mnemosyne (clouded apollo)
Lineage: Eukaryota; Metazoa; Arthropoda; Insecta; Lepidoptera; Papilionidae
Source: the annotation of a GenBank genome assembly